UAGGAGAAAAAAAAGCUACAGUACUAUCGCCGCGUCAGAUGAUUAGCUAAUAGUAAAAACACUGUCAAAAGAUAGAUAGUUCGCCUCUCUUUUCAGCAUUACGGAAGGGUGUAAGUUGUUUAUAAUGUCUAUUGGUCCGUUAUUUACACCUUGAAGACUCUCUCGCAGCCCUGAUAAUGCUGAAAAUGAAACUACCGAUGAAGACAGGCGAGGAAGGAGGCGACGAAACGGCCGAGGACGAUUCAUUGGAUCAGUCGGAGCACCAACAUAUUCCCAGGGCGGUAUCUCCCUCCUCGGUGUCCGACAGGCUGGAGGAGUCGCCCAGACCCCAUGUGCAUCCAUCCCAGCUGGACAAGGAGACUGUUUUCGAGUGGUUCGGCCUACAUCUAAACCCCGCUAAGCGGAUCGAGUUCAUGUGCGGGCUCCUACAUAUGUGCCAACCCCUGGAGCUCCGCUUUUUGGGAUCUUAUUUAGAGGACCUCGCUAGGAAAGACUAUCAUGUUUUACGGGACUUCGAGUUUCGGGCGAAUAGUCCGAGCGAUUUGGGCGUUUUAACGGACGUGAUUGACCCGGUGGUUAGGUCCAAACUCCUAGUCUGCCUGUCCCUCCUCGGGUCUGACAGCAGGGAAUGUGCUGGAAUACUCUUUCGGAUACUGAGCCAUGUAGACCCGGCCUUGUUCUACAAAAAUUAUGACUACUCCCUUCUCCCAAUCAGGGGUCCUCACCACCACCCGUACCAUCCACCGUGUCAUGACGGGAAUGUGUACGGGCGGCCAGAGCAGACCUGCGGCUUCUCCACUAACGAAACUGCGGCUGGACCUCUUGAGCAGUUGGCGCUGCUUUUUACCAUGGCCUCUCUACACCCAGCUUUCCAUUUCCACCAACGGGAGACAGUCCGAGGGCAGCUUGACAAAAUAGAGCUUGCUAUAGAGGAGAGACGUCAAAGUCAGCUUAGAAUAAACGCCCAGACAACGGAGCUAACAGGUCAGAAGGUGGAUUACCUGCCUUCCCCAGCACUUGGUUUGGGAGAGUGUACAGCUUCCCAUCCCCCUUGCCAGAACCGACGUUCCAGCCGCUGGGCUACACAAAGAGAAGCGGUGCAUAUAGAGGGAAUUGUGCUCAGGGGCAUCUCUCGGACCAGAAUAGACAAGGAAUAUAACUUUGAGGUGAAGUGGUCAGACUCUUCUUCUAGCAGUGUGACCAAAACCCAUCUGGAACUGGAGAACUUCCUUCUUAAGCUUCCUAAGGAUCAUUGUGCUGAAUCUUUUGAGAAGAGCAUCCUGAGGCUUCUGAACCAGGGGGACCAGAAUGAGAGCAGGGAGAUGGAGAAGAACCUCAGGGAAAGGUUCCUGUCUGCUCCUCCAGUCUUCAGACAGACCAGAAAGGUCUGCAGCUUCUUCAAUUGUGACUCCAGUUACUCUGCUAAACCUACGUCUUGCAGAUGCAACUGCCAGCUGGGAAAGGCCUAUCAAGGAGACUGCUCCGAUGCCUCCAGUCAGGAGGAAGAGUCGUAUGUUCAGGGACACAAGAAAAAGCAUGGGACCAAGAGUCCAUGUCAAGGUCUCUCUAGUGCCAAAGCCUCCCAGGGGGACAGUUGGAGGGUGGGCCAUGCUGCAGACAUCAAUGGUCCAGCAGAGAGGAGGAAGAAGAGCUGUGCACCCAGGACCAGUCAGGAGGCCGAACAGGUGAAGGACACUGAGAAGCGAAGCCACCCAGUCACUAAAACCAAGAGCAGAGUCCUACCCACAGACAGGGACAAGGGGAAGGGGAAAGGAGCUUCCUUUGUGACCAACGGUACUUCGGUGCCAACUCUGUCUUCUAAGAGGAAAGAGGGGGGUUCUGGUCCAGAUACUUUUGGUGAAACAUCAUCAGAAAGCUACAGCUCUCCAUCCAGCCCUCAACACAGGGGAGCAGAGAGCCUGGAUAGUGAGGAUGACAACAACAAAGAUACAGACAGCCACUCUGAUGACUCAAGUAAAGGUCCCGGCCCUGACAUGUUCUUCACACAUCAGACAGAUCCAGCUGUGGUGGGGGAGGUUUCCUCUGUUCAUCCUCUGUCUUCCAACAACCACCAGGCCCAGAUGGAGCCCCUCUGCCCAGAGGCCAGUACAGAGUUCCACCCUCUGCCCUUCAUGCAUUCUCUGCCCUAUGUGCUCCCCAACGGGGCCACUGAUUCCCCGCUUCCACCGGUCCCUCUUCCCCGCCAAAGCAUCAUCCCUGAUGAGAAGCCAUCAUCUGGGACAAUGAUGAUGCAGAUGCCCCUAGUGCCUCCAGUCAUCCCAGGCCCUGGAAUUGUGGGAGACCCAGAUAAGAGGGACAUGCUCACAACCUUUGGGAUGACACCUAUGGGUCCCCAUCCUCCUGGAAGUCUUGCUGUGCAGAGGUUCAAAACAGUUCUGUCACACAGCCAGGGUGGCACUGAUGGAGCCUCAGGGAGUGGUUGUACUCCUGCUUCACACCAGCCCCUCUCCUCUCCACUCCAGCAGUCUCUGCCCUGCCAAGACCUAGCCAGUGUUGGCUCAGGUCUGGCCUCCUCUCUGACACAUGUGGAGACUUCACAUGCCAAGCACCCCAGCUUAACUUUACCAUCUGGCCUGCCUUCUCCCUACACCCUGCCCACUGUCCCCACAUCAGUCAUGCCUACUGUAGGAGCACCUGCAGCCACUGGAAUAGCCCCAUCUCCUGGACAUGUACAAGCAGCUGUUCCUCCAGCUGUUCCCACCCACACCCCUGGACCAGCCCCAAGCCCCAGCCCAGCACUUACUCACAGCACAGCACACAGUGACUGUACAUCCUACAGCAACAGCAGCGCCACAGGAAGCACCCCUGUUGCCCCUGGCAACCCUAUUACUCUUCAGCAAACCCAGCAGCCACCACCACCACCACAACAACAGCAGCAGCAACAGCAACCAGUGGGUUGUGGGACUUGUGGCUGUCACAACAACUGUGGCGGGCGAGGCAGUGGCAGCAGCAACAGCAGCAGUGCCCCCAGCUGCCAAGCACCCUUAUUCUUCCCUGCCCACCAAAUGGCAGCAGCAGCAGCACGGCAGGUGUUCAGCGUUCCUCCACCACUCUUCCAGAUAACAAACCUGUGCAGUAACAGCUACCUCACCCAGGCCCAGCCUCCUCACCAGGCCAAUGGUGCUGCCACUCUGCCCCCCUUCUUCACCGCCGCGCCGCCUCCUACACACCCGUCCCCCUACGGCCCCCUCCACUCUCACCCUCACAGCCAUGCAGACGUGCCAUCGCACAUGCUGGGCACCCAAGCCGCGGCAGUGGCAGUUGCUGCAGCCGCAAACUACAACCUCCAGCAGCAGAUGGCGCCGGCAGCAUCAUUCUGUCAACGUGUUUACCAGCAUGUGUACCCAAAUCCUCUGGGGAUGCUUCCUGCUGCGACACUGGGCGGAGGCGGAGUCAAUAAGAAGAAUGGCAAUCUGUCCUGUUAUAACUGUGGUGUCAGUGGCCACUACGCUCAGGACUGCAACCAGCCCUCCAUAGACUCCACGCAGCAAGGUGGUUUCCGGUUAAAGUACGCAGCCUCCCACAUUUCAGAAGCAUUUGACAAUGCGGACUGAAGAAGAGGGAGAAGACGGCAAUGACGAAGAAGGAGAAAAGACUAAGAGUUCCUCUGGUCUCGUUUCUAUAGUAACGGUCCUCUGUUCUUGCCCAGGCAAUGUGUGUGAGCAGUGCACUAAAGCUUCUGUGUACUUCAGGAAAAAAAAAAAAAAAAAAAAUCUCAAAAAGAAAGAGCGACCUGCCAAGGGCUCAGUGGACAAAGCCUAAGUACUUGUGCCUGAGAAAAUCUCGUUCCCAUGGAGAUGAUACACUGUCUCGCGCACACCAACAGUCCACGUGACUCCCGGUCCCUUCCCUUUCAGUUUGUUUUUGAUAUUUUUGCACUGAGGGUUGGAAACAUUUAACUUAUUACUUAAUUAUUAGGACGUUGACAGAUUUGGGGGGAAUUUUUUUUGUUUUGUUGUUACAUUUAAAGCGGAGAAUAGUCUCGACUCAAAAAAAAAAAAGGUUCUUCAACACUUAUUUCUAAAAUAGCAUAUUAAUGCGUUUUCCGCAUUAUUACUGUUCACCUGGGAUUUUACUGUCUGACAGAAUUGUAUAGCAGUUUUCAAAGAUUUAAGACGAGAAUCAAAACAGUAAUGGAUUUUAUGUCUGUGUUAAUUUUCAGUUUUGCUGUAAGUUUUGUGAAUGUACACCUUCUCAUUUAAGGAAUCUGACUGUAACUAAAUGUAUGGAACUCAUACAUUUUUUGCCACUUGAUAUAUAUUUGGUUGGAAGUUAAUUGCUGCUUUGUAUUUUAAUUUUAAUUUUAUUCUUUUACUUGGUGAAAUGCACUAUAGUGAACCAGGAACUGAAGUGCACUAAAACAGUCCUCACCACAACCACGUUGAUGUAAAGAUUCAUUCAUUUUCACUAGCAACAGGAAAUAGCAGCGAAUUAAACACUUUGACUGUUUUAGCAUACUUUAGUACUACAGGUGUGAAAUAGCUGUUUAUGGCUAACGUUUUAGAGUGAGUGAGAUCUAAACUAAAAACAACAGAUACUUUAGAAAUCCAACAAGAAGUCUAAAAUCUUUCUACCCUCAUCCCAGUUGAGUGAACUAACAAAAGUCUGCCCACUUCUCUAUCAGUCGUCUACCUUAAACCUAAACCUUUAGUUUAAAGCCAAUUCUAAAUUCUCCUCUUAAACACAGAGAAUACUAAAAUCUAAUGGCUAGAUUCAUACUCUCCUGAAGAUGGCGCUAUUGUACUUCUCUCUUACUCAAAACAGGACUAAAGGUUUUUAACCACUACUGGGAGAACUCUAAAAGGCCUCAGUUUGCUUCAAACAAACAAUAAUGUGUGGUCCAGCCACGUCUUUCAACAAAAAAAUAUGAAAAAUGUUCUACCCAUUCUGACUGACCUCGUUCUAUAUCACAUCACAUCACAUAUUUGAGUGUCAUUUGUGUAAGUCGACUUACGAUAGCUGCGCGGCUCCAUCAGUCUCAUCCACGCUUGACGCCAUUUUUCUGUCACAACUUUGUAUGGAUGGUUGCAGGGCAGCUCGCUCUGUUGGAAGCUGACACCCCCCCGUUCAUAAAGCAGGAACGAUGAUGUUUCCUAAACUGUGGCGAGAAGAGAUUUUACAGGAUGUUACACAUUAGAGAAAAGUAAAGAGUCAUAAAGUCAACAACUUCGUAAUUAUACAGCAACUUCUAUCAAAAACACUAGCCACAAAUAUGCUGCUCGUACCAGACCAAGUCAGGCGGUAUCAGCAGCAACGGCAGUCCCUGAACGUACUGCAAAAUUUGCAUGAGUGAAUUUUUAUUGCUCAUGAUUUUAGCAUUUUAGCUUUGCUUUAAUCCCACCCACUAAAUGGAAACAGUCACGAAUGAGGGCACAACAUCAGGCCUGUCUGAAUCAGAGUAAAUCCCAGAUGUGGGUGGUGAGUCACUGGUCAAACAAGGUUAGGUCUUGGUAGCCAUAACAGUGCGCACUCUCAGACAGUCUCGUCUUAAAAGCAUUCUCGCUGUUGUACUUGGUUGUAGCCAUGAAAAAUGGCAGAGGUCGGGGAAAAAAAAAAAAGAUCUAGCCACUAACUCCACACACGGAACCCAUUGCUGUGUGAAGCUGCUGUGAGAGUUUAGUAAAGUUAAAAACCAAAAAAAGUUCCCCAUUUGAAGCAUACUGAUACUUUAACACAACAGUUUGGUAUUGCUGGGCGCAGCUUCUUUGGGUCUCUAGAGAGGAAUCAGACUGACAACCUUAUAUUUUUAUACAAAUUUUUGAAUGUAGUACAAAUAUAUCAGCUGUUGCCUUCGUGAGUGUACGAGAUGGAGCAGUGGAUCCAGCUUUAAAUGACUUGGGUUGACAUGUAAAGCCUGAUCAUUGAAUUUUCAUUCUGUUUCCACUUGACUUACAGAUUUAUAAACAACACACACACACAUAUUUCUUAAAGAGUUAACAGUUUAACAGCUGGUUCCAUUUUAAGCCUAAAGAACACUGAACACUAAGGAAGGCAAUAUCUGACGUUUUCUGUACUUCUUAAAUGAAUGAAACAGUUUAGUUUUAAUUGCUGAACCAAUAUUUGAUUUGUAGGAAUGAGCUCAUUAACAUUCUCUGAGUGUUUUUU
This is a messenger RNA of Toxotes jaculatrix (banded archerfish), 6126 nucleotides long. RefSeq names its product zinc finger, CCHC domain containing 2 (gene zcchc2). The transcript is spliced from 14 exons. The coding region runs from base 177 to 3575 and encodes 1132 amino acids. Gene Ontology annotation, molecular function: nucleic acid binding; zinc ion binding. Lineage: Eukaryota; Metazoa; Chordata; Actinopteri; Toxotidae. The record is from RefSeq and is a predicted model, not a curated record.